AUGCCUUCCCACCGAAUUCUGCGUGGCCUUCACAAUGCGCCUAAAGAACCUAAGCCUUCCACACCGUUGCAACAUCAAGAAGUAGCACUACGCAAACUCGACCAAGCGCGUACCGAAGCUUCACAUUCAGCACGUCUGAGAACGCUAAACGAAGAGCAACAUCCAGAUGUUGACAACCUUCAGCAAGGCAAACACGAGCACGCAUAUGAACUUCAACAACCGCCUGAGGAUGCGGACAACGAUGCAAGAGACGCCCUUGGAGAUGACGAUGACAAAGAGAUUGAUAUGAAUCAAUUCAUGCCUCAUCAUGGACCAGCCAACCCGCACGAAGAUCAAAAUGAUCCUGUGGUCAUUGCGCUUCGAAAAGAAAAACAUCAGGCCGCCCGACUGAAGCAUGAAAACCUUUGGGCUUGGCAGUAUGCCAUCAUGGUACCAACUUUCCUUUGUUGUCUGAGCGAGACGUUGACCUGGUAG
Messenger RNA from Melampsora larici-populina 98AG31, 474 nucleotides. RefSeq lists its product as uncharacterized. The transcript is spliced from 2 exons. NCBI's taxonomy places the organism in Eukaryota, Fungi, Basidiomycota, Pucciniomycetes, Pucciniales, Melampsoraceae. The coding region runs from base 1 to 474 and encodes 157 amino acids. The record is from RefSeq and is a predicted model, not a curated record.